This is a messenger RNA of Hibiscus syriacus, 1656 nucleotides long. RefSeq names its product probable sugar phosphate/phosphate translocator At3g11320. Gene Ontology annotation, cellular component: Golgi apparatus. Bases 357 to 1277 code for a protein of 306 amino acids. NCBI's taxonomy places the organism in Eukaryota, Viridiplantae, Streptophyta, Magnoliopsida, Malvales, Malvaceae. The transcript has 4 exons. Gene Ontology annotation, molecular function: antiporter activity. The record is from RefSeq and is a predicted model, not a curated record.
UAAAAUCCUUCUUGCAUUUCUAUUUUUAUUAUUGUUCUUCUCUCAAUGAAAUUUGCAGAGAAAUAUCCACAUUCUUUCCCUUUUAUCUUCUUCAAAAACCUGAUCUUUCCCCGAAUUUUAGUCAAAAUUAGAAAUUUUCUUCUAUUUGCAGUACCUUGAUUUGGUAAUGAGGAGCCUGAAACCUUGAAUUAGAACCUUGGAAGUUAAUUUCAUCAAAUUAUUACCCAAAAAUCCAUUUUUUUACAAGAAAAGAACCGUAUAAUUUCCCAGAUCCAUCUUCAUAUAAUUCCAAUUCCCUUCUAAUUUUCAAAACCCAGCGUUUUUCAAGAUACCCAAAUCCUCAAAACGCCUGAAAAAUGAAAACCAAUUCGAGAUUCUUCACGAUCGGGCUAGUAACAUCCUGGUACUCAUCCAACAUUGGUGUCUUGUUGUUGAACAAAUAUUUACUGAGCAAUUACGGCUUCAAAUACCCAAUCUUCUUGACCAUGUGUCACAUGACGGCUUGUUCUUUGUUGAGCUACAUCGCCAUUGCAUGGAUGAAGAUGGUCCCCAUGCAGACGAUUCGAUCCCGGGUUCAGUUCCUGAAGAUCUCGGCCUUGAGUAUGGUCUUUUGUGUGUCGGUUGUGUUUGGGAACAUCUCUUUAAGGUUCCUCCCGGUGAGUUUUAACCAGGCCAUCGGCGCUACGACGCCGUUCUUCACGGCGGUUUUCGCUUACUUGAUGACGUUGAAGAGGGAGGCUUGGCUUACUUAUGUUACCCUCAUCCCUGUUGUUACUGGGGUCAUCAUUGCUAGUGGGGGUGAACCGAGUUUCCAUCUAUUUGGUUUCAUCAUGUGCAUUGCAGCUACUGCUGCAAGAGCUCUCAAAUCUGUUUUACAAGGAAUUUUACUUUCUUCCGAAGGCGAGAAGCUGAAUUCCAUGAACCUCCUCCUCUACAUGGCUCCCAUAGCUGUUGUAUUUCUACUCCAGGCAACGCUCAUUAUGGAAGAAAAUGUGGUCGGUAUUACCGUUGCCCUUGCCAGAGAUGACGUCAAGAUCGUUUGGUAUCUAAUAUUCAAUUCAGCGCUUGCGUACUUUGUGAAUUUGACCAACUUUUUGGUCACGAAACACACCAGCGCCCUCACUUUGCAGGUUUUAGGAAAUGCAAAAGGAGCUGUAGCUGUGGUGGUUUCGAUUUUAAUUUUUAAAAAUCCAAUCUCUGUUACCGGAAUGCUCGGCUAUACUCUCACAGUAUCUGGGGUCAUACUCUACAGCGAAGCCAAGAAACGAAACAGAUGAGGCCAUCAUCGGGGAACACGAUACGUGCGUGAACGGUCAUAAAUUUCGUUUCCAUUUUCGCAAAGAACAUCAACAAUGUUCAAAGAAGAAAGUUACGGCAAUGCGGUAGCGAAUGAUGACAUUGAUUUUUCACCUUAGAUUCUUUUAAAUUUUCCCUGGAAAAUUCGGGAAACCGGUUUUUCUUCUUUAUCGGCUCGGCUGCCGGACUAAUCGAGCAUUCGGAAACUCAAAUAAGUGACUUAUUUGGUCUCAUUUUUAUGUUUUUUUAUUCAUUCAGGAAAAAGAAAAGGUUGUAGAAUUGAUCUUUACAGUUACACAGAUUUAUCUGUUAUUAACAUUUCUAAUAUUGAUUAUUAAUGAAAAAACCUCAUAAUUGUAC